Messenger RNA from Theileria equi strain WA, 1566 nucleotides. RefSeq lists its product as hypothetical. NCBI's taxonomy places the organism in Eukaryota, Apicomplexa, Aconoidasida, Piroplasmida, Theileriidae. The transcript is spliced from 6 exons. Gene Ontology annotation, molecular function: protein-folding chaperone binding; ATPase activator activity. Bases 43 to 1566 code for a protein of 507 amino acids. The record is from RefSeq and is a predicted model, not a curated record.
GUUGUAUACUCGUGGAACCGCUUACUUCUAACUAAACGCAAAAUGUCUGAUACAUCUAGCGAUACUGUAGACACAAAUGUCGAUGAAUUCGCUACCGCUGAAGAAUGCGUAGCAAAAGCUACUUCUUAUAAGGCAUCCGGUAACGAAUCCUUUAAAGCUGCCGAUUUUUCAAAGGCUUCCGAACAUUAUGAGAAUGGUAUAACAUGGCUCAAGAAGAUCCAAGAACAUAACGACAGUCAAAAGGAAUUAUUAAGUGUCCUAUGCAGCAAUUUAUCUGCUUCAUAUAUCGAAACUUCCGAUUAUAUUAAAGCAAGGGACAUGGCUACAGAUGCUAUAAAGUGGAAUGAAAAUAACAAGAAGGCAUACUAUCGUAGAGCUAGAGCAUAUUUUAACACAGGAUCACUUGAUGAAGCGUUGAAUGAUUGCAACCACCUAUUGAAAGAGGAUCCGAACGAUGGAAAUGUAAGAUCACUACUUGCUCGUGUGAAUGAAAAAUUGAGAAUCGCUAAAAAGGAACAAAAAAAGGCCUUUGGAGGAUUAUUCGACAAAGUUGGGGGAUUGUACGAUGAUAGACAAUUGGAGAUGCAAAAUAAAAAGCAGAAAAAAUACGCAGAUUAUACCAGGGAAAAACGGGAAAAAGGUGAAACUGAAAUGGAUUUUGAGGCCUGGGAAAAGCACGAACAAGAGGAAGAGGCAAAAAGAGAAGUUGAGAGGACCAAAAAGGUGAAGGAAGAAGACGAAAAAACAACAAAGAAAUCGGUAGAUGUUGAUGAAACACCCGAAUUCGAUGAAGAGGAUGAAAAAAUUAUCAGCGAAACAAAGAAAAUGGGAUACUGCUACUUCGGUAAACAAAGGUCCGAUAUUGAAAAAAACUCUAGCCAAACAGCGGCUACAAGUACAGUUAAUGUGGCACCCCAAAAAGUUGACGUGAACUCCAAGGAUCAGGAUUACCUGAAGCGUUCCAUAUCCUCAUGGAAUUCUCAAGGUACCACCUACGAGGAAAAGGAUAUGACAAGUUGGUGCAAAAAGAAGUUUGAAGAAUAUAUAAUGGGCGCUUCUUAUACCAAUGAACCAAAUGUAGAGGGAAGCAAAAAUAUAGUGGAAAUGUUUAACGAUAUCAACUUGGACAAUCUUGAUAGCGAAAGUGACAUGAACAAAUUGCAAAAACUUGCUGGAAUGAUGUAUAAAAGCAGUAUAAAACCAACAUCUGUGGAAGGAGUUGACGGUGACGCACAGAUAGCCUUUAUCCGGGGAACAAGACGUUAUCUGUUCGAUCUUAGUUGUACUCUAAACGUAGAGAUAACCAUAGAUACAAGCGUAGGAUCAGGUCCAGCAGCUGAUAGUGCAGAAAGCUCUCAUAUUUCAAACUAUAACGGAGUUUUGACAUUGAGGGAGAUAUCCAGUGAGAAAGAAGUAGGAAAAACAUGGAAGGAUUACAUAACUGUCAAGUACAAGUCAACAAUAAAACCGGAACAUUCUGAACUCCUAAAGGAUAUGAUGGAAAAAUACAAAUCAAUUGUUUGCGACAAGAUUGACGAAUUCUUAUCCGAAUACCAAAUGCAGUAG